Tribolium castaneum (red flour beetle) is the source of this 1956-nucleotide messenger RNA. RefSeq names its product solute carrier family 41 member 1. The record is from RefSeq and is a predicted model, not a curated record. Gene Ontology annotation, cellular component: plasma membrane. Gene Ontology annotation, biological process: monoatomic cation transport. The coding region runs from base 251 to 1762 and encodes 503 amino acids. NCBI's taxonomy places the organism in Eukaryota, Metazoa, Arthropoda, Insecta, Coleoptera, Tenebrionidae. The transcript is spliced from 4 exons. Gene Ontology annotation, molecular function: monoatomic cation transmembrane transporter activity.
GCGCAGAAAGCAGUUUGGAGUAAGACUCACAAUUGUAAGGUGCAAUAAAAUUCAAAACAUAGCAAAGUUUGAAAGAAAAAACCACGUCUUAUUCCAACUCACAACAAACAAACUUAAUGAUCAACUGACAAAAAAUCUACCGUCAUUAAAUUUAAGUGUAUUGUGAUUAUAAAUGUAUUCCCACGAGAAGUAUGGAUUUUGAGCAAAAUAACAAACUAAUUUGCACUAGUAGAAACAAAAAGAGUUGCAGAUGACCACGGGUGAAGAAAACUAUGGAUCUAAAGCCAUGGGCAGUAUCAAUCAUGUUCAGCUUUCGCGAAAAUCCUCAGAUACACCGAGCCCAUCAAGUGCCUUCGACACCGGUCCUACAAUUGAUACGGAAAUAACCCUCGUCAAGUCUCCACAGGAUAAUAGUGAUAACGAUAAUGGAAGACUUCCAGAUGUUGUUGUUGAGGCAAAGAUUUAUGAUGAUGAAGAUCGGAUCCAAGAGACGUAUUUUUCGAUUGCGAUACAAGUCUUCAUUCCUUUCCUAAUCGCUGGGUUUGGAAUGGUCUUUGCCGGGCUAGUUUUAGACAGAAUACAGCACUGGCCAGUAUUUGAAGAAAUCACAGAACUAGUAAUCUUGGUACCUGCACUUUUGGGCUUAAAAGGCAACUUAGAAAUGACGCUAGCGUCUCGACUAUCAACGCAAGCCAAUCUCGGUCAUAUGGACACAACCAAACAAAAAAUAAGCAUUAUUGUUGGCAAUCUAAUACUUAUCCAGUGUCAGGCCAUAGUUGUAGGGUUUUUGGGAGCUGUAGUCGCCGUUGUAAUGGGAGCCAUAAAGAGUUACGACGUCGAAUUAGAUCGUGCUUACUUGUUAUGUGCCAGUAGUCUAGUAACAGUGUCAAUAGCCAGCUUCGUCUUAGGUUUAAUAACAGCUGGCGUCAUUGUCUUCUCGAGACAUUGCCAUAUCAACCCUGAUAAUGUUGCUACCCCUAUAGCGGCAAGUUUAGGCGAUAUCACAUCACUAACGCUCCUUUCAUGGGUCUCAACCGUCUUAUACGACUCACUUGGCACCCAAGACUGGUUAGCGCCGUUAAUAAUCGCCGGCUACAUCUUGGCUAUCCCCCUUUGGGUCUGGAUAGCCAAGAAAAACGUGUAUACGAAGGACGUCCUAUACCAUGGGUGGACGCCCGUGGUGGUCGCAAUGUUGAUAAGCUCAAUGGGCGGCUUAAUCUUAGACUUCAUGGUGUCCAGAUUCGAAGGAAUUGCAGUUUUCCAACCAGUCAUCAACGGUGUCGGAGGCAACCUCGUUGCAGUUCAAGCGAGUAGGAUUUCAACAGCGCUACAUAAACAAGCCGAGCUAGGUAUCCUCACUUCCGAAUCAAACGUCGAUGAGGAUACCGUCAUUUUCAUAUCACCUGUAACCAGUUUUUGCGGCAAAGGAGUGCACGCUCGGACAACACGCGUUCUGAUGUCAAUGGUGAUCCCCGGCCACGUCAUAUUUAUCUACACAAUUGAUUACAUGAAAGGCGGAGACACCUCCCUUAGCUCUUUAUUCGUAGUGGUAUAUCUAUGUGCAGCUGUGAUGCAAGUAGCCACUUUGCUGUAUGUCGCAUACAUCAUGAUCCACUGGAUGUGGAAGAAGAAAAUCGAUCCGGACAACUCCGCUAUUCCGUAUUUGACGUCAAUUGGGGAUUUGCUAGGGAUCUCGCUGCUGGCUAUUGCUUUUCAGUUCUUGUAUCUUGUCGCCGAUCACGACACACCAGGUGAUCGCUGAACGAGCAGGUGCCGCGCACUAAAUACCUCUUCAAACUUCUUUGUUGUGAUAAAAACACAAAAUGACAAUAGUUUUUUAGUAUUAUUGUCCUCGAAGCGACGGGAGAGUAUGUCUUAGAUAGGUAUAUUAUUUUAAUAUAGAGAGUUCAGCUAUAUAAAUGUAUUUUUCUUUCUUAGAAUAAAUGAUGGCAAACA